CCUUCGAGAGAAUUAGAUUCGUCUUACGGUUAAUCGUAAAGUGAUUAGACUAGAAUUAUCACGUAACGAGAAAUCGUAGAAUUAUGCGGUCUAUCCAUCUGCCUUUGAAGAUUGCCUGCUGGAACGAUGUUCAAGGUUGCACCUGCAUUUUCUUUAGAUUUCCAAUAGAAUUAAGAAAGGCAACUCGACGCAGCCCGAUUUGGUCAUCCAUCGACCGAGCUAAGCUCGUUAAACGAUGUAUUAUUUUUUAUAUUAUUUCUCGUUCUUCUUCUCUGUCGUGAUAACUCGUCUCCUGUAAUCAAAUAUAUCAGUGGGGCUUGUUGCAUCAAUUAUUUAAUUAACCGCGAGCUUUUUUCCCCCCUUAGUUUGUGGGAGCGCGUGGGUGAGGUACGGUUUACGUUUACCGCGUGGCAUGAAUGACAGAGAGUAAAUGUCGUUAAAUGGCCGUGGAAUCCCGACGAGAAAGGCUGGGCGACUCCGAGCGAAAGAUUUAUAGUUACAGUAAUUAUAUUAGAAGUAGAAUCUACGUAAUGUUGGAGCCAACAAUGCAAACUUUGGCAACGACAAGGAUUGUUUUGGCCAGUGGUUCUCCGAGGCGAUUGGAAAUACUUAAAAAAUUGGGGUUGAACAUAGAGGUGGUCCCUUCGUUGUACGAUGAAAAUUUAGAUAGGUCUCUGUAUAAAAACUCAGGGGAGUAUGUGCAGGAUAUAGCCAAAUACAAAGUCCAAGAAGUGUACGAUAGAUUAUCCAAGGAAGAUACUGCACGACCUAAUUUAAUAAUAGGAGCAGAUACCAUGGUCACAAUGGGAAAUAUUAUUUAUGGCAAACCUAAGAAUGAGUCUCAUGCUUUUGAGAUGUUAUCAAGUUUAGCUAACAGAGAACACAUUGUGUACACUGGGGUUUGUUUGAAGACACCAAACAAGGAAGUGAACUUCUAUGAAUUGACUAAAGUUAAAUUUGGUGAUAUAUCCGAGGAACAGAUAUGGACUUAUAUAAAAACAAAGGAACCACUAGAUAAAGCUGGUGGAUACGGUGCACAAGGUCUGGGUGGUUGUUUGAUUGAAAGAAUAGAUGGUGAUUUUUAUACAGUUAUGGGAAUGCCACUGUACAAGACCGUAAAAAAGUUAAAUGAAAUGUUUGGUAGCGAUUGAAUGCAUGUAAUCACGAGUUCGUAGAUUGUAUAUAAGUUAUUUUGUAAUAAAAGUCAAGCUUUACUCCAA
This is a messenger RNA of Ceratina calcarata, 1220 nucleotides long. RefSeq names its product maf-like protein Athe_1300. Gene Ontology annotation, molecular function: nucleoside triphosphate diphosphatase activity. Bases 441 to 1151 code for a protein of 236 amino acids. Lineage: Eukaryota; Metazoa; Arthropoda; Insecta; Hymenoptera; Apidae. The record is from RefSeq and is a predicted model, not a curated record. The transcript is spliced from 5 exons.